AAGCACAGUGAAGAGUCCAAAGCAAGAGCACAAGAUGGGCGUGGCCAUGGCCAUGUGACAUGUGAGGGAGAUGAGUGCAGACAUUACCGCCGGGUGAGCCGGAGUGCCCAAAAAGAGAAAGAAAGCAGAAGGGUGAGGUGAGUAAAAUGGAGGAGGCGUAGAGAGAGAGAGAGAAAGAGCUGAGAAGGAAAGAACCAACAGGGGGAUCCCAUCCCUCGUGAUCAGCAGCACAGAAGCUGAGAAAGUGGGAGGAAAGAGGGGAGCUGGCGCAUUGACUCCAGCCUCCAGCGCAGGCCAGCCGGCGACCUUCCCGCUUCCGGCGGCGCUCGAGCCGGCAGCCGGGUGGAUCCCAUCUUGGAGGGAGUGCCGCAGGAGCAGGAGGGAAGAUUUCUAGGGCGCAUGGAGAGUUGAUGCUUCGUUCCCUCUGGAGCUCUGAUAUUUGGAAUGCCCACAUUGUUUGAACGUGCACCUCUAUCAUCAACAUAGUACUCCUGUGACAGUAAUGAUUUUGUGUGUGCUGAUACUAUUCUCCUAGCUUUAUGGUCGUAUUGUGAUCAGAUGCAAAAACAUGCUCACGAAGGGGCCAUCUUCAGAUGUUCUCAGAGCAAGCAUUUCUAGUGCCCCAAGUACAUCUAGCCAUGGUUCUGCACAAGAUGAAUGUGAUUCUUUAGGGGAUGUGUAUGUAUGGGGUGAGGUUAUCUGUGAUAAUUCUGUACGAACUGGUUCUGAUACUGUAAUAAGAUCAACUGGCAGGAGUGACAUCCUACUGCCAAAGCCAUUGGAAUCCAGUUUAGUUCUAGAUGUGUAUCACGUAGAUUGUGGGGUCAAGCAUGCUGCACUGGUCACAAAAAAUGGUGAGGUUUUUACAUGGGGUGAAGAUUCUGGAGGUCGCCUUGGGCAUGGAGCACGGGAAGAUUCUGUUCACCCUCGUCUAGUCGAGUCUUUGACAGUUUCAAAUGUAGAUUUUGUUGCCUGUGGGGAAUUUCAUACGUGUGCUGUUACAACAGCGGGCGAGCUUUAUACAUGGGGAGAUGGAACUCACAAUGUCGGACUUCUUGGACACGGCAAUGAUGUAGGACACUGGAUACCUAAGAGGAUUUCUGGAGCAUUGGAAAGUCUUCAAGUUGCUUAUGUUUCCUGUGGAACCUGGCAUACAGCCUUGAUAACAUCCAUGGGUCAAUUAUUUACCUUUGGGGACGGUUCAUUUGGUGUAUUAGGGCAUGGAGAUCUGAAAAGCAUUUCUUACCCCAGGGAGGUAGAGUCAUUAUCAGGGUUGAAAACAAUUGCAGUAGCAUGUGGUGUAUGGCACACUGCAGCUAUUGUGGAGGUUAUUGUCACUCGGUCCAGUUCAAGUGUAAAGCUAUCUGCUGGAAAGCUGUUCACGUGGGGAGACAGUGACAAGCAUCGACUUGGUCAUGGUGACAAAGAAGCUCGACUCAAGCCAACUUGCGUGGCUACCCUUAUUGAUCAUGAUUUUUACAGAGUAGCAUGUGGUCACAGUCUUACUGUAGCCUUGACAACUUCUGGACAAGUCUUAAGCAUGGGCAAUGCUGUAUAUGGUCAGCUCGGAAAUCUUCAUUCAGAUGGAAGGAUUCCAUGUUUAGUUGAAGACAAGAUUGCGGGUGAACAUGUUCUCCAAAUUGCUUGCGGCUCCUACCAUGUUGCAGUUUUGACAAGCAGGAGUGAAGUUUUUACAUGGGGAAAGGGAGCUAAUGGAAGGUUGGGCCAUGGAGAUAUAGAGGAUCGGAAGGUACCUACACUGGUUGAAGCCUUAAAAGAUAGAGCUGUUAGGUACAUAGCAUGUGGUGCAAACUUCACUGCUGCUAUUUGCCAACAUAAAUGGGUUUCUGGAGCUGACCAAUCACAAUGCUCCUCAUGUCGACAGCCAUUUGGGUUUACUCGAAAGAGGCGUAACUGCUGCAACUGUGGACUUGUCCAUUGUAAUGCCUGCACCUCACGGAAGGCUUUGAGAGCAGCAUUGGCUCCUAAUUCUGGGAAACCUUACCGUGUCUGUGAUUCAUGUUUCUUGAAGUUGAAUAAUUCCUCAGAUCCUAAUUCAGCUAACAGGAGGAAAGACCCUGUUCCCUACCAACCUGGUGAAAGCAAUGGUGAUACUAAAUUAGCUAAAGCUACUCUGCCCAGUAAUAUGGAUAUGAUUAGAAGUUUGGAUAUCAAGGCAGGACGGCAAGGGAAGAAAACUGAUGGAUUGUCAUUUCUCCGUAAUCCUCAAGUUAGUUCGCUCCUGCAGCUGAGUGAUAUUGCUUUGUCUGGUGGCUUAGACAUGAACAGAUCGGCUCCGAGGGCAGUAUGUAUACCGGCAACUCGGUCAGUAACUACUUCAAGGGCUGUUUCCCCUUUCUCUCGCAAGCCCAGUCCACCACGUUCUACCACACCAGUUCCAACUGCCCAUGGUCUUUCUCUCUCAAAAAGUGCUACCGAUAAUAUCGUUAAAGCAAAUGAGCUCUUAAAUCAGGAAGUUGAGCGGCUGCGUGCACAGGUUGAUAACUUGAGAAAUCGGUGCGAGCUUCAAGACCUUGAGCUGCAAAAAUCAGCCAAGAAAGUACAAGAGGCUAUGACACUGGUGGCAGAGGAAUCUGCAAAAUCCAAAGCUGCAAAAGAAGUUAUAAAAUCUUUAACCGCUCAGCUGAAGGACAUGGCUGAGAGAUUCCCACCAGAUCACUGCGCCUAUAAUGUCAAUGAGACAAAGCAAGCACAUAUUCCAAAUGGCAUUGAGUCACAUGUUGCUAGCUACUCUAGCAUAAAUGGAAUUCACCCCCCACGGAAUGAGUUGCUCAAUGCUUCAAUUGCUCAUAGUCCAAACUCUGGACGGUCAUCACAUUCCAAUGGAAUCUCAGGGCAACAUAAAUUGCUGGGAAAUGUCAGUGAAAAUAGUGAUUGCAGCACUCACAGCCUAAGAAUUACCAGUCCUCAUGAUUCAGAGUUUCCUAGUCGAAGAGCGCGCAGCAGCAGUGAUGAGACUCUGACAGCAGGUAGUAGAGUGGAUGAUAAUUUGAGCAUGGAUGCUAGGUCCUUUCAAAAUGGUGAGGAUAGCUACAAGCCUCGAGGUACAGUAUCAUUACCCAGCAACCAAGUUCAGGCUGAAUGGAUCGAACAGUACGAACCUGGUGUGUACAUAACACUCACAACCCUCCGUGAUGGGACUCGGGAUCUAAAGCGGGUCCGCUUCAGUCGAAGACGAUUUGGUGAGCAUCAGGCGGAAAAUUGGUGGAAUGAGAACCGUGAAAAAGUGUACGAGCGAUACAACGUGAAGUGCUCUGAACGUGUGUCAUCAGCGGCCUCAACCCGGUCUGCAUAUUGAGUCGAGGAUGACCUGUGACAUCAUGGAGCUUGUUUCCACUGUAGAAAACUGCAAGGCUCCAGCUUCACUUCACCCGCAGCAUAUUAUUAUAUGGAACAAGGCACUGAUAGAAUGGUGGUCAACUUUUGUUUUUCUUUUUUAGGGUAACUUUUUUAUUGAAUCACCCAAGGUUGAAAGUCAUCAGCCUGUUUCAGCGCAAUGUACAGAGACGAUGCAACGAGUACAAUAGUCAGGUUUUGGAGCGAGAGGUAUGUCGAGAUCAUUUGAAUAAAUUAUUUUAUAUAUGAUUUCAGACUAAAUAUAAAUAUUCAGAUCAUUCUAAUUUGGAUAAA
This is a messenger RNA of Panicum virgatum (switchgrass), 3651 nucleotides long. RefSeq names its product PH, RCC1 and FYVE domains-containing protein 1-like. The transcript has 5 exons. The coding region runs from base 569 to 3319 and encodes 916 amino acids. Lineage: Eukaryota; Viridiplantae; Streptophyta; Magnoliopsida; Poales; Poaceae. The record is from RefSeq and is a predicted model, not a curated record. Gene Ontology annotation, molecular function: metal ion binding.